AUGAAAGACAAACUGGCAUCUGUAUCUUUGAUUUUAUUUCUACAAAUAACAAUCGGAUCCAGUUAUAUGACGUGGAAACAAUGUAAUAAUAAUGUGGAUGAUAUUAAACUGCUCAAUCUCACCGUUCAUCCAGAUCCAAUUAUAGCUCCUGGGUCCGUUUCUAUUACAAUUACCUUUCACACUGAAAGUAAUUUAACUACUCCACUAAAGGCAGUGAUAUCAUUAAGAAAGAAGAUACUUAUCGGAUAUUUUCCCGUUCCGUGUACUAGUAUUGGUUCAUGUGUGUACGAUGAUCUCUGCACUUUUUGUGCACAAUGUAAUUGUUCUGUUCAGAUGGGAGAGCAUACAUUUACGCUUCCUAUUACAAUCGGAUCUGGUUCUUGGAUGCUUUCUGGAAAUUAUCAAGCGCAGAUUGAUUUGAUAACCGGUUCGGGGCAGAAGCUCUGCAUUGCAAUUAAUGACAUAUCCAUAAAAACGAAAAAAUAA
Molecule: messenger RNA, 486 nt
Organism: Adineta ricciae
Lineage: Eukaryota; Metazoa; Rotifera; Eurotatoria; Adinetida; Adinetidae
Source: the annotation of a GenBank genome assembly